This is a messenger RNA of Paramecium tetraurelia, 836 nucleotides long. RefSeq lists its product as uncharacterized. NCBI's taxonomy places the organism in Eukaryota, Ciliophora, Oligohymenophorea, Peniculida, Parameciidae. Gene Ontology annotation, biological process: protein dephosphorylation. Gene Ontology annotation, molecular function: protein serine/threonine phosphatase activity. The record is from RefSeq and is a predicted model, not a curated record. The transcript is spliced from 5 exons.
AUGAUGGAUUUGGAAAUAGUGAUAGAUCAUGAGUACAAAGACUUUGCAGUUCAAGAAUUGAUUGAACAAUUUGAUGAGUUUGAGUAAUAAACUGAAAAAUAUCAUCUUUACAUGAACAGAGGAUUCCGUCGGGAAAUGCUAGAUAGAUACUAGAUUUUGAACAACCAUUAUGCAAUUUUUGAUGGUCAUGGUUCUUCCCAUGUGGCCGAUUAUUUGACUUAGAAUUUAUUAUAGAAAAUCUAAAAUGAGAUGUCAGAUCAAGAUUACAAAUAAUUAUUUAAGGAGACUGACAGCAAUUUGAGUCAGUAUACACAAUCAGGAUCAGUUGCCAUCCUGUUAUCUAUUUAAAAUAAAACUGUUACAAUUACAAAUUUAGGGGAUUGCAAGGCAGUUGUAUUCAGAGAAGAUUCUCACCAAUAGUUAAACUCCAUCCAUAUUCCUCAAUCAAAGGAAGAAAAUUAAAGAAUUCAUAAAUAAGGAGGUUUAAUCACAAAGAGACAAAAUAUAUGUAGAGUUUCUGGUUAGUUGACGGUGACUAGAUCUUUCGGAGACUUUCAUCUUAAGAAGUUUGUAAUCAGCGAGCCUGAGAUCUCAAAAUAUCAAAUUAAAGACAACGAUAGAUACAUAGUAAUGGCAAGUGAUGGAUUUUGGAAUGAACUUUCUGAAACUGCCAUUCAACAAAUUUUGUAGAAGGUGGACCCAUCAAAAAAUGUUGCCAAAUAGUUAUAUUAAUCAAUCGAGAACGAUUACAUUAGAGACAACGUAACCAUAAUGGUAUUCCCAUUAUGAUUUCUGAUCAUUGUAUCUGCAUCUCUAUCUUAUUCUUAAUUAAUUUU